CGGGGCCGCUUUGCGCUGCUGGCGCCUCACCUGGGGUGGGGGGGGGGCCGCUGCGGGCUCCCCGCUUUCCCCGGACGCGCGCAGAAACUGGGGGCCCCGGCGGCGCUGCCCCAGCCGGCAGGUGGGGCGCUCGAGGCGUCGUGGCAUGCUUUUUCGUCAGCGCUGUUGCAUGUUCCACACUUCUAGUGAUAUCCUAAGAGAAGAUGGGAAAGGGCUGUAAGGUUGUGGUUUGUGGCUUGUUAUCUGUGGGGAAAACGGCAAUUUUGGAGCAGCUCCUUUAUGGGAAUCAUACUAUUGGAAUGGAGGACUGUGAAACAAUGGAAGAUGUGUAUAUGGCUUCAGUGGAAACAGAUCGGGGAGUCAAGGAACAGUUACAUCUUUACGACACCAGAGGCCUGCAGGAAGGCGUGGAGCUGCCAAAGCAUUAUUUUUCAUUUGCUGAUGGCUUUGUUCUUGUGUACAGUGUGAAUAACCUUGAAUCCUUUCAAAGAGUGGAGCUGCUGAAGAAAGAAAUUGAUAAGUUUAAAGACAAAAAAGAGGUGGCCAUUGUCGUGUUAGGAAACAAAACUGACCUUUCUGAGCAGAGACAAGUGGACGCCGAAGUGGCACAGCGGUGGGCCAGGAGCGAGAAGGUGCAUCUGUGGGAGGUGACGGUCACAGACCGCAAGACCCUGAUCGAGCCCUUCACCCUGCUAGCCCGCAAACUCUCCCAGCCCCAGAGCAAAGCGAGCUUCCCUCUGCCUGGGAGGAGAAGCAAAGGCAACUCCAGCUCUGAGAACUAAACCCUAGGGUGCACAACUGUCCCUUGAAUGGUGACUGCCUCGAGGUGUCUGUGAACUCGUGUAAAACAGGCCAUUUCUGUCUACCUUUGGUCCUUAGGAAGCCCCUAGGGAAGUAAUUUAAUGCACUUUGUUAUAAUUCAGUUACUGUUGCCUGACAUGAAGUAAUAAUAUAUUUGCAUUCUCCUUGUUUCAGACUUGUCCCUGAAAUUAGCACCUUUGUUAUCUAUAUUAUGUUCCAUUUGUCAAAAGAAUAAAAUAAAAUUUGGGUGGUAUGCACGUGUACCUGUAGCUCCCCUCACCUUUAACCCGUUUCAGAA
Molecule: messenger RNA, 1099 nt
Organism: Eubalaena glacialis (North Atlantic right whale)
Lineage: Eukaryota; Metazoa; Chordata; Mammalia; Artiodactyla; Balaenidae
Gene: NKIRAS1
Product: NFKB inhibitor interacting Ras like 1
Exons: 5
Coding region: 204-782 (192 amino acids)
Biological process (GO): canonical NF-kappaB signal transduction
Molecular function (GO): GTPase activity; GTP binding
Source: RefSeq, a predicted model, not a curated record